CCGCGCUUGGUCAAUUCAACGUCAAUUGCGCUGACGGCAGGUUCAGCGGGCAGUGUGACAUCUAGCGCGAUUUAAGAUUUGAUUUUCGAGUCGUCUUUUUUUCGGUCGGUGCGCGUGUUGUUUCAGUGCUAUACUGUGUCCGUGAUCUCCUCUCUGUGUCGUCUCUACAGUGGAUUAAAGAUGUUUCUCGCGGUUGGUGUUUUGUGGACCUUGGCGCUAGCGUCAGCACAGCAGCUAAAUUUGGUUCACGAAUGGAAUUUGGUGAAUUACAACACUCCACGCGGCUACCCCGGUCAAGAGUUUUUCUUGGCCAACAGGACCAUAAUAACCAGUACAGAGGUUGGUUUCGAUCGUCAAUUCUUCGCCAUCCCGAAAAUUUGGUCCGACAACCCAGCGACACUUGUCUCCAUUCCUAAGAACUCCGCUGAGAAAGGACCUGUCUUUGAGGCAUACCCGAGCUGGGAUUGGCACGUACAAGGUGUGAAGGGGCAGCCGAAGACCCCAACCACUUGCUCCGGCUUCGUCAACGUAUUCAGACUGCGAGUCGACAGGUGCGGCAGGCUCUGGGCCCUCGACUGUGGAAUCCUCGACAGCUACGUUGCACCCGACCCGAUCUGCCCGCCAAAAUUGAUCGCUUUCGAUCUUCACACCCACCGAGAGGUCAAGAGAAUCGAAAUCCCGAAGAGCGUGCUCCUGGCCAACUCCUUGUUAUCUAACUUCCAAGUCGACGACACCGACGAAUUCGGAAACACUCCGGAAGGCAACUGCGACGUUGGACACAUCUACAUCUCGGAUAUCGCUGCUCCUGCCGUCAUCGUUUACAAUGUGAAAACAACGGAAAUCUGGAGACACUUCGACCCCGCUUUCUACCCUCACCCAGACCACGGCAAAUUCACGGUGGCCGGCGAUUCGUUUGUCCUCAUGGACGGAAUCAUCGGAACAGCCCUAUCGAACCCGGGUCCUCAGCGGGACUUCUUCUGGCAUCCGAUGUCCUCGAACAGCAUCUUCGCGGUGAGCACGGCCGCCCUGAAGGUCCCGCCGGCGGCCUCCGACCCUGACCCGCUCCCAGUGAGGAAGCUCGGAGAGAAGUCCUCGCAGUCCAUCCCGUUGGCCUACGACCCCGUCACCGAGGCCCUCGUCUUCAGCCCCGCCACCGAGUGUGCUCUCGUCUCCUGGAAGCUCGGAGAAAAGAACUACCGUCUGCUGGCCUACGACCCGGUGACUCUGCAAUGGAUUUCAGAGAUCCGGCCGGCAAUCCUGGACGACAACCACAUCUGGGUGGUGUCCUCGCGACUCCAGAAGUACGAGCACAACACGGUGAACCCGAACGAGGUCAACCAGCGGCUCUUCCGCUUGGAGCGUGCCCAACACCCCCGCAACCUAGGUUUCUCCCCCGUCUCCCCCGACGUCCCCCUGCUCCACCCGGAACCCUUCGCGGCUGCCGUCCCCGACUACCCUCUCCAGAAUCAUCUCGUCCCCAUCCCCCUCCGCCUCGUUCGUGAAACCCAAGAGGAAAGAGAGACACCCCUAGGUCUCGCACGCUUCGCCUAAGAUUAGCGAUUAGAGGAUCGAGCUCAACCCUCCUUUAAUGGAGAUGUUGCAUGAGUGAGGAAUUUGCGAUUUGACUGUUAAUUCUGGUGUAAAAGUUCGUGGGAAACACGAUGGUGCCACUGGUUUUCUCUGAAAUCAU
Messenger RNA from Bemisia tabaci, 1690 nucleotides. Its product is annotated as dopaminechrome tautomerase. Gene Ontology annotation, cellular component: extracellular region. NCBI's taxonomy places the organism in Eukaryota, Metazoa, Arthropoda, Insecta, Hemiptera, Aleyrodidae. The record is from RefSeq and is a predicted model, not a curated record.